GACUAGGGUUUUUGCAACGCGGGGGCUUUUAUCCGCGAGAAGCACCCGAACCGCCGCCGCCGCCCCUCCUCCUCUCUUCCCCCUUCCGCCCUCUCAGCCCUCGCCGACGACGAGGAGGAGAAGGCGGCGGCCGCACGCACGCCGCGCGAGAGGGGCAAGCAAAGCUCGGUGGUGGUGGUGGGGGGGGGGGGGGCGGACCGCGUCGCGCCCCCGGCGCCUCGGCGCCAUCCGCCCCGCCGCGGGGGGCCUCAGGCGGAGGAGGAGGAGGAGGAGGCGAAACCCUAGCGCGGGGGGAGACGAGUGCUGCUCAGGCCACUUUCAAUAGAUAAAGAAGUAAUAUCUUCAUCAGUCCUUUCUCAAUAUAGUUGAGAGCGAGUUUACAUGGCUAUGAUGCCAAGUGAUUCAUCACAUCAUGGAAUUGUAGAAAAUAGCCCAUACAGAACUACCCAGGGCAGGAAUGAGGAGACUGGUGAACUUGGUGCUUCAUGGUAUUUCAGUAGAAAGGAAAUAGAAGAGAAUUCUCCAUCCAGGAGGGAUGGCAUUGAUUUGAAGAAAGAGUCUUACCUCCGAAAAUCAUAUUGUACUUUUCUACAAGAUUUGGGCAUGAGGCUUAAAGUGCCACAAGUCACUAUUGCUACAGCUAUUGUGUUCUGUCACCGUUUUUACCUUCGUCAGUCCCAUGCAAAAAAUGAUAGACGAACAAUUGCCACAGUUUGCAUGUUCUUGGCUGGAAAAGUUGAAGAGACGCCUAGGCCUUUGAAAGAUGUUAUUCUGGUUUCUUAUGAGAUUAUUCAUAAAAAGGAUCCUGCUGCUGGUCAGAGAAUCAAGCAGAAGGAAGUAUAUGAUCAACAAAAAGAACUUAUUUUACUUGCGGAGCGAGUUGUACUUGCAACUCUUGGGUUUGAUUUGAAUGUGCAUCAUCCAUACAAGCCUUUGGUUGAAGCAAUAAGAAAAUUUAAAGUUGCUCAAAAUGCGCUUGCUCAGGUUGCAUGGAAUUUUGUCAAUGAUGGGCUGCGUACUUCGCUUUGCCUGCAGUUCAAGCCUCAUCAUAUUGCAGCAGGUGCUAUCUUUUUGGCUGCUAAAUUUCUCAAAGUGAAGCUUCCAUCUGAUGGUGAGAAGGUUUGGUGGCAGGAGUUUGAUGUGACUCCAAGACAGCUGGAAGAAGUUAGCAAUCAAAUGUUGGAGCUGUAUGAGCAAAACUGUGCAGCACAGGCACAACCGUCCCAUGGAAAUGAAGCUGAAGGGAGCUCUGCUAGUGUUCCUAAUCAGCGAGUCUCUGUAAAAUCCGAGGAAACACCUCUUCCUCACCAGUCGAAACAGUCAAGUUCACAGCAUUCAACAGGUGCUCCAAGUCAUCAUGGUGUCGAGCACUCAAAUCUAGAAAAGCAAACUGUGGACCAGAAAAUGCUUCAAAAUGACAAUGGUGACCAUGGGAGCAACAAAACAAGAAGCAAUCAGAGUGGAAGUAGAGUUGAUUUUGGUGCCAACGAUGGUUUACAUCAUGACAAACAGUCCAUGACAGAAAAUAAGAAUCUUCCAUCACAUGGCAACUCCAGUGAAAUCAGAGAUGUCAACCGCAAUGGCAAUGAUGGUACGAAUGUGACAUCCUUGAUGGUAAAUAAAAUUGACAAGGAUAAGGUGAAAGCACAAAUGGAAAAGCAAAGGAAACUGAAAGGUGAUGUUGCUAGGAAGGUAGAGGUAAUAGAUGAUGAUGAUGAUCUUGAGAGGCAACUAGAACAUGACAUUGAAUUGGCUGUUGAGGAUAAUAAGAUAAAGCAGGAGAGGAAGCAGAGUUCCCCUCAUGUUAUGCAUCGGGGGGAUCAUAGAAAUGCUGAUCAAGUUACAGGCAAUGGGCACCUUGGCAAGCAGAAUACACCAGAGACUGCUCAAGAUGCCCCAAUGGACGACAUUAAAGAACAGCGCAAUUCCCAUGGCUCAAAGCACCAUGACAGUCAUGAUACUGCUCAUGAGCGAGGUGAAAGAGACUAUAAAAGGCCUCGGCCUGAAGGUUAGUUUUGAUGACAUUGAGAGAUCAUUUGUGAUUUUGAGCGAUGUGCUGGAAAGUGAGCACUUGGCUUGGAACUUAACAUAUUAAGAUCAGCAUAUGUUACUCGAACAUAUGCAUUUUCUGCCUGAGAUCGCUGCCAUGUGACAUCAAAGUGGGCAUAUGCUGUGGAGUGACAGGCAUAAGGAUGCUCAUGUUUUUACCCAGCUGUAUACAACCUCGCAACUGACUGCAACGGGUGUUUUGCCCUCGAUUUGUACUGGGGGACAGUUUGGGAAGAAACUCAUGAUGAUAAAAUCUGUGUUUCAACAAGUAUUGGAGUAAAUACACUGGAGAAAGCCUCUAGUUCCAUUUGCGUUGAGUUCUUUCUUUCUUUUUUUGUUUUUAGGCGAAUUUUCAGCGACGUUCCGUAGAUUAGCUAGGGUUCAACUUUGUCCACUAGAUGAAUUGAAUAUGCUUUUGCAGGCUGUCUGCCCCUUAACUAGCUCGAGAAGUUGGCAUUGGUUCAUAACUUUGAAAUAUUUUAGCUUGUUCAGGUGGCGGUUUCUUCCCAACAUUGAACCUGGAUUCUCGAAUGGAAUGGCGUUCAAAUGUUCUAUCGAACUAUGUGCAUGGGGUGCAGUUAAUGAAAUGGGUUCUAUUUUCCUCGUUUUA
This is a messenger RNA of Oryza sativa Japonica Group (Japanese rice), 2659 nucleotides long. The record is from RefSeq and is a predicted model, not a curated record. NCBI's taxonomy places the organism in Eukaryota, Viridiplantae, Streptophyta, Magnoliopsida, Poales, Poaceae.